AUGGUACAUGGAUAUGAAGAAAAUGGUAUUGGUAUAAUACGUGAUAAACGAUAUGUACGAGAUGCUACUAAUCCAUUCACAGCCUAUCGUGAACAUGAAUUUCACAUAAGAUACAGAUUUUCAAAACAUUCUGCUAUGCAUGGACUACUAUCUUUGGUUAUAGAUGGUUUAAGAAAGCCUGAUAAGCGAGGUCUUCCAAUUGAACCAGUUUUCCAGCUGCUUAUUUGUUUAAGAUUUUAUGCUACUGCUUCUUUUCAGAAAGUAAACGGAGAUCUUAUGGAAUUACCACAAUCUACAAUUAGUAGAAUCAUGUUUAGGGUAACUGUUAUAUUAGCAGCUUAUUUAAAUACUUAUGUCAAAUUUCCAACAAACCAAGCAACUAUACAAGAAAAUAGAAGAUUGUUUAAAACAUUAGGAUAUGGACACGGAGCUAUAGGACUUCCUUGUAUUGAUGGAGCGAUAGACUGUAUUCAUAUAAGACUAUUCGGUAAUAAUUUUCAAGGAUUAGAUGAAAUGUACAGAAAUAGAAAAGGAUAUUUUUCUUUAAAUGUCCAGCUGUUGUAGGACCGCAGAUGGAAUUUUUAGAUCUUGUUCCUGAAUGGCCAGGAAGUCAACACGACAGUAGAAUUUUCCAAAAUUCUAGACUUUUUAUGCGGUAUCAACAACGUGAAUUAAUAGGAAUGUUAGUAGGAGUUUCAGGAUAUCCUGCUCUUCCAUUUCUUUUAACACCAUUCAGAAAUCCACAAAACGAAGAAGAACAGAGAUUUAAUGAAAUUCAAUUAAGAACACGAAUAACUGUUGAAAGAACAUUUGGAGAAUGGAAAAGACGAUUUCCUUGCUUAUCG
Messenger RNA from Cyphomyrmex costatus, 845 nucleotides. RefSeq names its product putative nuclease HARBI1. The transcript is spliced from 5 exons. Lineage: Eukaryota; Metazoa; Arthropoda; Insecta; Hymenoptera; Formicidae. The record is from RefSeq and is a predicted model, not a curated record. Bases 1 to 564 code for a protein of 187 amino acids.